AUGGCCGCCACAGCUGCGGCUGUCCAGCAGCAAUCUGCUUUUCGCGUUUCCUUCUUCUCGCUCGCAUUCACCUUUUUCGUCUUCCUCGUCACAGACCCGCUCCGAUUUCGACCCAUAGCCAAUCUCCCCUUCCAAGCAGCGCCUAUUCCCUUGUCACCGCGCCGACUACCCAUUCCAUCGGACCAAGAGAAUCGUCUCGCCAAUGCUCACAUCAGAUACUCGGGCGAGGUGUUUGGCCCGGAAAGCCUUGCAUGGGACCUUGAGGGACGAGGACCGUACGCUGGCGUCAGCGACGGGCGAAUCGUCCGACGAUCAUUGGACGACAGUGGAUGGGAAACGUUUGCACACGCGUCGCCAUACUGGUCGUCCGAACUGUGCGAUCCUGUCGCACGAGUGGAACCGUCCCCAUUCACCUCCGCCGUCGCAUUUCUAUCUCGAGCCGUCGAGGCGUCUGCCGACGCUUCCAACAUCCAUACCCGUCCGUCGCUCAACGGUUCGCUUGAUCAUACGAACUAUAGCUUAGGCCCCAUCAGCGGCCUUUUCCAGGAACUUGAUAAUAGAGCGGUUGGAUCCAGCAGUAUUUCCUCCGUCCCCUCUACCCGCAGCGCGGUUAAGGGGCGAGUCGGGCCGAAGCUGGCCACGGAGCACAUCUGUGGCCGUCCGUUGGGGUUACGUUUUCAUCCGGUAACUGGCGAGCUUUUCUUUGCGGAUGCCUAUUUCGGCAUUUACAAGGUUGGGAAGAAGGGCGGGAAGGCUCGAAUGGUCGUGGAUCGCGUGGAGGGUCGAAAGCUGCGGUUUGCGAAUGACGUGGCUAUUGACGCGGAUAACGAGAACGGCACAGUGUACUUUACUGAUUCGAGCACACGUCACCAGCGACGAGAUUUCGUCGUGGCGACCACUGAGGGCCGAGCCGACGGUCGUCUCAUGAAAGUGGAUCUAGCGACGCGUCAGGUUACCGUGUUACUCCGGAACCUCGUCUUCCCCAACGGGCUUGCUCUUUCUGAAGACAAAUCGUUCCUCGUCUUUUGCGAAACCGUCCUUUUCAGGUGCAGCCGUUAUUGGUUGAAGGGACCUAAGGAGGGGACUCAGGAGGUGCUUGUUGACCUACCCGGCUCGCCAGACAACAUCAGACUAAACCCGCGCGGGCGAUUCUGGGUAGCCAUGCAUUCGCGGAGGCGCCCCCUUAUUGAUUAUUUCGCCCCACGACCAUGGCUGAGGAGUUUCGUCAUGUCCCUUCCUGUUGACAUCAAAAUUAUAUACGGUUUUAUGAUUGGGUGGCCACAUGGCCUGGUGGUGGAGGUGGAUGGUGAUGGACGAAUCACAGACGUGCUGGAGGAUCACAUGGGACGCGCUGUCAAGUCUGUGAGUGAAGUCGAGGAGCGGAAUGGCACACUCUGGAUUGGAUCUGUGAUGAUGCCACGUGUUGCCGUGAUGAAGUACCAUCCAAGGGCCUAA
Molecule: messenger RNA, 1455 nt
Organism: Closterium sp. Naga37s-1
Lineage: Eukaryota; Viridiplantae; Streptophyta; Zygnematophyceae; Desmidiales; Closteriaceae
Source: the annotation of a GenBank genome assembly